Drosophila innubila is the source of this 341-nucleotide messenger RNA. RefSeq names its product small integral membrane protein 13. NCBI's taxonomy places the organism in Eukaryota, Metazoa, Arthropoda, Insecta, Diptera, Drosophilidae. The record is from RefSeq and is a predicted model, not a curated record. The coding region runs from base 116 to 337 and encodes 73 amino acids. The transcript has 2 exons.
GAAGCAAGCAUUUUUAUCACGACAAAAACGGAAACGUUCAGGCUUUCAAUUGUCAGCUAUUCAAUGUGUGCAAGCUAUUUUAAUAAUUCAACUGUGAUUAUCUGUGAUAUUUAGAAUGUCCUUUCAAACGGCCUUGACAUUCAUUUUCACUAUAUUAACUUCCGUUAGCUUUGUAGCUGCUAUUAUUCUGUUGGGCUGGUUUCUAAUUUGGAAGGCAUUUCUGUCGAAAUUUCGUCUGGUGCGGGAACUGUUGGGGCAAGAAGAGCCAGAGGAACAGCAGCAAUUUGUUGGAGAGCAAAAUCAAAACGUUCGAGCACGCAAAGCGCGACGUGACUAAGCAA